Gopherus flavomarginatus (Mexican gopher tortoise) is the source of this 810-nucleotide messenger RNA. RefSeq names its product phospholipase A2 inhibitor gamma subunit B-like. The record is from RefSeq and is a predicted model, not a curated record. Gene Ontology annotation, molecular function: phospholipase inhibitor activity. Gene Ontology annotation, cellular component: extracellular region. The coding region runs from base 1 to 810 and encodes 269 amino acids. NCBI's taxonomy places the organism in Eukaryota, Metazoa, Chordata, Testudines, Testudinidae. The transcript is spliced from 6 exons.
AUGGAAAUGAAGGCGGAAGCCAGCAUGCCAGUGGGGCAGCUAAAGGAGAGAAACAGCAGUGGGGCCGGCCCGUCUGUGAUAAAUCCGCCAGCCACAGAUUUGGCUGCAUCAGAGACCCCAGUGUCGAUCUACUGUGUCCCCAUCACUAUGAAGGCUUCUUUCUCUAUCUGCAUCCUCAUUGCUCUCCUGGAUAGAGGGGCCUGUCUGCAGUGUGAGGUUUGCUCUGGACCAGGAGCCAGCUGCACGGGCGACCUUCAGACCUGCGCUGUUGGGGCAGACACUUGUAGCAUCUCUCUGAGUGAAUCCACAUUGGUGGGAAUGAAGCAACAGAUCAUUAUCAAGGGCUGUGCAACAUCCAGCCAUUGCACCGCUGGCCCCGUCACUAUGAACUUUGGGAACGGAGUGGCAAUAAGGUCGAGCAUCGCGUGUUGCAUGGGAGACGCCUGCCGAACAACCACAGUUACAGUGCCCCCAGCUGACCCCAAACCCAACGGCCAGCGCUGCCCAGCCUGCAUCUCUGUGUUGUAUGCUCAGUGCAAUGAAGAGACCAUACAGUGUACUGGGUCAGAUACCCAAUGUAUCGAGGUUGCCGGGACCGUAACAUUUGGUGGGACUUCCACAGUGACCACCAUGAAGGGCUGCGCUAGUGAGACAGCUUGUGCCCGCUUUAAAGGGAUUUCGGGGACCCUCGAAGGAGUCAGUGCAGCUCUAUCUGUGGUCAAAUGCAAAGCACCCGGCCCAGCUCCGGGACCAGUCGGGCUCCUCAUCCCAGCCCUCGCUGGGCUCCUGCUGCAGAAGCUCCUCAUCUGA